AUGAAUGGCUCUUGUUGUGGUAGUAACGAGAAGGAGAAAUCAAAGAUUAUUGAUUGCCCCAAAUGCACGACAGCAUUUCGGUUGUGUCUCAAGGAGUAUCCUGGUGGAGUUGAAUCUUUCGGCUGUCCGUUCGGCGAGAGUACAACAAAGAUUCUUGGGAGUUCCAGCUUUGAGCUUCAUGGUCACAAGUUUGCCACAAUCACCGUGCCAUUCACAUUUCGUUGGACUCAAUCAUUUUCGUUAAUUCUCCAAGCAUUGGACAUGUACAGGAAUUCUUCGUCACCAGCCAUUAUCGAGGAAGUGGCAUAUUCGGGAACAAUUUCACCACCAUCCGAUUGGAUAAGCUUAGACAAUAGUAAUCAACCGAGUAGAAAUGCUCGUAUUAGAUAUAAAAUUCGUGUGAUAUGUGAUGAACAUUAUUAUAAUUCAACUUGCACUGUGUUGUGUAAGCCUCGCGAUGACUUCUUUGGUCACUACACUUGUGGCGAUAAAGGUCAAAAGGUUUGUCAGAAAGGAUGGAGUGGUGACAACUGCGACAAGCCAAUCUGUUUGAACGGAUGUGUUCAUGGAACGUGUGAACGACCAGGUGUGUGUCAAUGUCGUAACGGCUAUAAAGGAGCGAUAUGUGAUGAGUGUCAAGCAUAUCCAGGAUGUAAAAAUGGCUUCUGUGAAAAGCCAUGGGAGUGUAGAUGUCAUAAAAAUUGGGGUGGAAUACUCUGUGACAAAGAUUUAAAUUACUGCGGAACUCACGAACCGUGUUUGUUCGGUGGUACGUGUCAUCAUAUUGGCGGGGAACAGUUUAGUUGCACAUGUCCCGAGGGAUUAUCAGGCGCUCGAUGUGAGAUUGUCGAGCAUCCUUGUGCGCCAGUGCCAUGUAAAAAUGGCGCAACGUGCACCAUCAAAGAGUCAUCGAAGAAGAAUGUCACGAAGCCUGAAUACAAACCGAGACAAUAUCGUGGCAUGAGCUCAAUGGGAGCACCAGUUUCAGCGCGCACUGUCGCAGUUAAUGACAAUUUCACUUUGUCAUCAUCGACAAAAACUGAGUCUGAAUACGUGUGUACAUGCACUCCAGGCUUUACUGGCGAACGAUGUGAACAAAAUAUUGAUGAAUGCGAGAAUGUACCGUGCAAAAACGGCGCCACUUGCAUCGAUCUUGUUAACGAUUAUCAAUGUAAUUGCAUCGCUGGCUUUACUGGUCAUGAUUGCGAUAUAAAUAUUGACGAAUGCGUCAACAAUCCAUGUCAGAAUGGUCAAUGUGUGGAUAUGAUCAAUGGCUUUUAUUGCAUGUGUCCCGACGGUUUUAGUGGCACAUUAUGUGAGACAAUGAUCAAUGACUAUGAUGACGAUCUAUCAGAUUUAUGUGCUUCGGGACCAUGUCACAAUAAUGGAUCUUGUGAGUCAGGAGACGGAUGGUUUCGAUGUGUUUGUUCAGCCGGAUUCGAUGGUCCCGACUGCCGCAUUAAUAUAAACGAAUGCGCAUCUCAACCGUGCACUGAAGGUGCGACUUGUAUCGAUGGUAUCGGUAAAUUCUCAUGCGUUUGUCCAUCGAACAGACGAGGAAAACGAUGUGAAAUUUGAACUUCCUUUGUACAUGAAUGUAAUGAUAAUGAAGUGUGCGUUCCAGCAUUGAAAGAAACUUGUUUGUCACCACCAUGUGUAAAGCGUGGUGAUUGCCGGAUGCUUGAACAAUCGCUUCGUACUGCACCACCAAAAUAUCCAGCAACAAGUAAAUGUUGGCCGAACCAAGCGAUAUUAAGUGAAAACUGUUCACGUAUUAACAUCGUGCUUGAUAUGCUGAAGAUCUCAAAAGGACUGUCGACUGAAUCAUAUUGUCAUAAUCUCCGUACAAUUCUCGGCGGACGAAUGGUCGAGCAGCGAAUCUUUUUCCACUCAGCAAUUAUAAUCAUCUGUGAUAUAAAAUCUGGAUCAAAUGACACAAUCGAAGUGACAAUUUCAUGCAACGAUGAGACAAGCACCGUGCUUCCAAAGGUGGUGGCAAUGUUAGGCGAACUUUUGUCGAGACCUAAACUACAUAUUAAAGAUUCUUAUUUAAUUGAUUAUCCAGAGAUAAUCGCUUUGAAUGCAAUAGUAGAAAUCAAAGUGGAAACAGCAAUAACGAAUGAGAACAUUGAACGAGAAGCGUAUCUUCUCAUAGUCUUCAUAGGUGUAUUAAUAUUAAUCAUAAGUUCAGUGAUAUACACUUUGUGUCUAUGGCAUUCAAAUGAGACGAUUUGUUUCCGUCAAUCAGAAAUCGAUCUCUCGGUGACCGACACCACCCGUUGUCACGAUGAAGAGAAAUCAAAUAAUCUUCAAAACGAGGAGAACUUUCGACGUUAUGCAAAUCCGUUGAAGAAUUCAUCAUGCUCAUUGCGAAGUUCAAAUGUUGAGUUAAAUCCGAUACAAGAUUUAGCUGGGCCGAGUGGAAUGAGUCGAUCGCAGCUGUCGAUAUUAAAGUCACAUCCGAAUGACUAUGCGAGUGAAUUUGAGACAACAAAAACUCUUAAUUCACAAUCGCUUUUCAAAACACAAAACUCCGAUGUAGAUAAGAAUACAAUUCAAGGCAUUGAAAGCCAACAGUUAACGUCUUCAACACAUUUUAAUAGUAGCAACAGCAACGCUCAUCAUACGAUAAAUAAUGUUAAUUCAAAUGAUACGCUCACAUUGCAUAUAUAA
Molecule: messenger RNA, 2673 nt
Organism: Clunio marinus
Lineage: Eukaryota; Metazoa; Arthropoda; Insecta; Diptera; Chironomidae
Source: the annotation of a GenBank genome assembly